AAUCCUAUCUGAAGUACUGAUUCGCAGUGUUGCUCCUUCACACUCGCACGAUUAUUAGGGUUUAUAUAGAAGUACUGCGUCGUCAGGAGGAAACUUGGGGUUGGGGGCUGGUUUUACUCGCCGACUCGCCUCCGAUUUGCAUAGUAAACCUCCGAUCAGGUGGAAAUUAGCAAUUUGAAAAUGGGAAGCAAAGGUCGAAUGCCACCUCCUCAUCUAAGACGCCCUGUUGCUGGCCCUGGCAUGGUGCAUCCUGACCCAUUUGGUCCUGGAAUUCGGCCCCCACCUGGAGCAUAUCCUCCUUUUGACAUGUUGCCUCCUCCAGAGGUUAUGGAACAGAAGCUUGCUGCGCAACAUAUGGAGAUGCAGAAACUUGCAACCGAGAAUCAGAGACUUGCUUCUACCCAUGGGACAUUGAGACAAGAACUUGCCACCGCACAACAUGAGCUGCAGAUGUUUCAUGGUGAGAUAGGAGCCAUAAAGUCCAGAAAAGAUCAGCAAAUGAGGGGCCUUGUGGAAAAAAUUGGAAAGAUGGAAGCUGAACUUCAAGCAUCUGAAUCUGUGAAGUUGGAGUUGCAGCAAGCACGUGCAGAUGCCCAGAGCUUGGUUGCAGCAAGGCAAGAACUUAUAUCUAAAGUGCAACAAUUGUCUCAGGAUCUUCAGAGGGCCCAAUCAGAUGUGCAGCAGAUUCCUGCUUUAAUGUCUGAACUUGAGAGCCUCAGACAAGAGUAUCAGUAUUGCAGGGCUACUUAUGACUAUGAGAAGAAAUUAUACAACGAGCAUCUUGAAUCUCUUCAGGUGAUGGAGAGGAACUAUAUGAACAUGGCCAGGGAGGUGGAAAAACUUCGGGCAGAGUUGACUAAUAAUGCUAACAUUGACAGAAGAGCUGGUGGGCCUUAUGGUGGUCCUACUGGAUACAAUGAGAAUGAGGGUUCUGGGCAUUACCCAGUUGGACAAAACAACUACGAAGAUAAUUAUGGUGCUCCUCAGGGACAUGGUCCCCUCCCUCCUGCUGUAAGUGGUGGACCUCCAGCUGCUGCCGUUGCUGGUGCUGGUGCUGGUGGUACUCCUGGUCAUGUUGGAGCCCAAUCUGGACCUACUCCAACAAGGGCUGGUUAUGAUGCACCCAGAGGGCCCAGUUAUGAUGCACAAAGAGGACCUGGUUACGAUGCACAGAGGGGACCUAAUUACGAGACACAGAAGGGAACAGGAUAUGAUGGGCAGAGGGGACCUGGUUAUGAUGUGUCGAGAGUAUCUGGUUAUGAUGCGCCGAGAGUAUCUGGUUAUGAUGCACAGAGAGGACCUGGCUAUGAUAUCCAGAGAGGAUUCGGUUAUGAUAUUCAGAGAGGACCUGGAUACGAUGUACAUAGAGGGCCUGGAUACGAUGUACAGAGGGGACCUGGAUUCGAGGCACAGAGAGGACCCGGUUAUGAUGUACAAAGAGGAUUUAGUAAAGAAGCAACCAAGGGUGCUGGCUAUGAUGCACCAUCCAGAGGUGCAGUUGGACCUCAAGGGCAAGUGCCACCUGCAACCAAUGCUCCGUAUGGGUCUGCAACACCCCCUAAUCGUGCUGGAAGUGGGUAUGAGGCACUGCCGCAUGGUGGGAACCCCGUUCGAAGAUGAGCUUGAAACAUUGCUCCUGUGAUUGGUGUUCUUUGACAAUUUCUUUUGUUUGCAGUAGUUUUCAUCAUGAUAUAUCACCUACAUUUGCCUUCUCUUUCUUCCCUACUCAUCCUUUUUCAGGAAGCGCUCUAUUAAGAAUGAUUUGAGUUGGUGACAAUUCAUGCAUUGGUUGGUAAAGUUUAACCAAUUGUAUUUGGGAGAUAAGAUUUUGAAGCCUUCCUUCUGCAGAUAUUUGUCGUUUCCAGCAGCAUCUUUAUUUAUUUCUUUAGCAUGGUCUUGUUUCUUA
Molecule: messenger RNA, 1906 nt
Organism: Cornus florida
Lineage: Eukaryota; Viridiplantae; Streptophyta; Magnoliopsida; Cornales; Cornaceae
Product: protein FLX-like 2
Exons: 5
Coding region: 181-1620 (479 amino acids)
Source: RefSeq, a predicted model, not a curated record